Cladocopium goreaui is the source of this 1380-nucleotide messenger RNA. Lineage: Eukaryota; Dinophyceae; Suessiales; Symbiodiniaceae. The record is from the annotation of a GenBank genome assembly.
AUGCCUUUGGCUGUGACGAGUAUUUGGCCAAGGAAAUACUUCUAUGAAGAGCAAGUCCAGCGAAUGGAGCCGGGAUCCCCAGGACCAAAUGGCAGAAAGGCACCCAAGGGCCGUGCAAUGGAACCGAGGAAGGUUGCCAUGUGUGGAUAUCCUUGGCAUCCUUGGUACAUGUUGAAGCUAGUGCCUUGCGCGAAGAGUGCUGGAUUACCCCUAUCCCGAGCUCCUCCCUUCUAUCGGCUGAGGUGCUUGAACUAUGAAACCAUUGCCUUUCAUGACGUUCUGUGUGGAUCCUGGCCGGUGAGGACGUGGAUUGCAAUAACAUAUGCAAGAUGCCUCGGCCCUGACUCCCUUACAAAUGGGCGUCAAGUAGCUGGAAAACGCUACAAGCCAGCGAUGGUGGUGAAGCAGGUCACGGUUCAUGGCCUGGCUAGCCAGCCCAAUCGUCCAGACGCCAUCCGUCAAGCCUUGAAGGAUUUUGAGGAUGACCUGCAUGCAGGACUUCGCGUUGGAGGUCCCGGUGCCGAACUCAUCGUGGGCGCCUGCGAGCCAGCGGCUGGGCGCUUCGGUGCCUCCACGGAGAUCAUCCUGGCGGACCAAGUGCUGCAGGUCUUCCAAAAGGUUCACAUCUUACCCUACAAGGAUACGUUUAAAUACAACUUUGACCACAUGUACCACAACCACAUCGUUCCCUACUUCCAGACUGGGCAAGUCGGUGAGUUCACCAAAGGCUUUGAAUUCUCGUUUCAAGGUGUGAGAUUUCAGGUGGUGGGAGUCCAGCCAGAGGAUUCCUAUGGUGUGGUGGGAAGUGAAACCGAGAUUUUCUAUGAAGGGCCGGAGAUUGAGCGAAAGGUUUUGGAGCGAUUGCAGUUGCUGCCUUUUGAACAGGGUUUGCCAGAGAAGUAUCGGCCCAGCAAACUGUCCCUGGACGAAGCCGGGCUUCUGAGAGACUUCGUGCGGCCUUAUUUCGAGCAGCGCUCCACGUCCAUCAAAGCUGGCGACAUCGUGGAGAUCCGAAAUGUGAAGUUUAAAGUGAUCACCACGCGGCCCGCGGCAGGUGGUGGAGUCGGCAAGGAAACGGAACUGGCGUGUCAGGGUGUGGCCCUGAAAGAAUCCUUCCAGCCACCUACCAGGGCAGCUGCAUCCAGGCCAAAGGCAGCUGCAAAGACAGCUGCUGCGAAGGCAGCGGCGCGAGAGGAGUCGCAGCAGUGCCAGCUGAUGUCUUUGAACAAGUUCAUGGCCUUUGAGAAUAGAGACCCUUUCCAGGCGAAGCAGGAGCAGAUGGAGAACCCGGGGAGCACGGCUUGGCACAAGUGGUGUGCGGAUCAAUAUCUCAGGUUGGCAAUGGAAGAAGGUGAAGACAUGGAUGAUGGUGCCGAUUGA